AAUAAUAAUGUUUUUUUUUUUAUUUUGUAUGAAGGCUUUACCGGUGUAUUGGAUGCUUAUGCAAUCGAAAACAGCUGCUGCGUAUCGGACUGGUUUGCAAUUUUUUAAAACUCAAGUGGCCUCCCAUAUUGUUCCUGAUAAUGUAAUGACCGACUUUGAAUCGGGUUUAAAAGCUGCAGUAAGAGUAAUAUACCCGGAAGCGCAUCAUAAUGGUUGCUUCUUUCAUUUUUGCCAAGCGCUGAUGAAAAGAUUAAAAAAAGAUUAAAAAAGAUAAGCUAUUUAAUGCUAUAAGAACAUGGAAGUAUGGCCAAAUAAUUAUACGGAAGUUCAUGGGAUUAGCUUUUUUACCAGCAAUUGAUAUCACACGCGCAUAUCAUUGGUUGUUAAACGCCAUUCCUGAAGAUAUAAAAAAUAGACUUCAUCCGUUCAUUGUGUAUUUUGAUGAUGAAUGGAUCGUUAGAACGCCACCUACUAUGUGGAGCAUCAUGAAUUUGGACAAUGGAACAAACAACUUCACCGAGAGUUAUAAUAAAAAAGCAAAUUCCCGGUUUGGAAUUCAUCCAUCAAUAUGGAAAUUUACAGAAAUACUCACUAAUCUUCAGGCAAUAACACGAAUUGAAUCAGCAUCAUUAGAAGAUGGAGAAGAUAUAACAAGACAACGUCAAGUGCCCGAAGAAAUUUAUCGAGAAUCAAAAAUAAAAAAAAUUUGGGAAUUGUACAAAGCAGGAACAUUAGAUUUUGUAAACUUCUUUGCCUGUAUUAGCAAUGUUUCGAAUGCAUUUCGAUCAAAUCGUUAUUUUGAUGUAGAAGGCAAUUCUGACGACAACAAUUACGCUAAUCUGCUGGUUUUUCUGGAAGUUGACGUCAUGGAUCUACAAUAAGCUCAAGCACGCAAAUUACCCACGGAGAGUUACAUACUGACAUACUGACAUACUGACAUACAAGUGAAGCUAAUAAUAAAAAAAAGCGUGUAAAAAUAAAGGAGUUGUCUUAAAAAGGAUGGGGAUAGGUGAAGAAGAGGAACCAGAUAUCGACCGUGUGGACAUGUAGUAACUUGUGAGCAAUGCAAUACUGGAAGGUUUGAAAGAAGACGGCGGCUGCCCAAUUUUAAAACACAGUAACUGCAAAAUUUUUACACCUAAUUUUUUUUAGUAUUGCUGCAUUUUUUA
Cotesia glomerata is the source of this 1169-nucleotide messenger RNA. RefSeq lists its product as uncharacterized. The transcript has 5 exons. The coding region runs from base 330 to 881 and encodes 183 amino acids. NCBI's taxonomy places the organism in Eukaryota, Metazoa, Arthropoda, Insecta, Hymenoptera, Braconidae. The record is from RefSeq and is a predicted model, not a curated record.